AUGGCGUCCAAGUCGAAUUCGACUUCUACUGGCCAUGUUGUAGAAUUCCACUACGAUAUAUCCUGUCCAUUUGCAUACAUAGCAUCCACCAAAAUCCAAUCCCUAGCAACCCGAACCUCAGCAACAAUAAUCUACCGCCCCGUCCUCCUAGGAGCAAUCUACCGCGCAACAUCCGCCCCUCAAGGAGCAGCAGGUUCCGCCUCAGACAUCUACAACCCCACGAAAAAAACACUCACCUCUCAAGCCUUCACCCGCACAAUCCUCCGCCAUGGAAUCCCCUACAAAGACCCGCCUCAACAUCCCAUGAAAACAACCGCCGCUCUACGUCUCCUCUACUACAUCUCCGAAUCCGACCGUCCAGCUCUAACAGCAGCUUUAUUCCGUGCUUACUGGGUAGAGGGAAAAAAUAUCACCCUGAAAAGUACCUUGAAAGAAGCAAUCCAAGAAUCCCACCUCUCGAAUUCCAAAGAAAUCCUGCAAGCCCUCGAAGAUAAUUCUUUCCAAGGUCCUAAACAACACCACCUCCUCGAGAAAGCCACCCAAGAAGCCAUACAAAGAGGCACCCCCGGCGUACCAGCCUUCUACCUCCCCUCCGAAACAUGGACCACCCACACCGGGAACCUUCGCAAAGGCCGAUUAUACUGGGGCCAAGACCGCCUCCAUUUCGUAGAAGCAACCCUCCAAUCCCUAAACCAAAACCACCCCUCCCUCUCCCCCGCAAUCCCCCAAAAACUCCUCCAUCUCCUCCCCCGCGUCCUCUCCCCCAGCAAAUCAAAAAUCCCCCCAAAAACCCACAUAACCCUCGAAUUCUACCACGACUUCUCCUCUCCCUGGUCCUAUCUAGCCUGGACUCAACUUCCCCGUCUCCUCUCCCACUUCGGCCCCUCAAAUUUAACAAUCGUCCUCAAACCUUUUGUUCUAGGGAUUUUAUUUCGAGAAAUCGGCGCGCCGGAUACGCCGACUUCGGUCAUGUCGAGGCAGAAACGAGAGUAUAUGAGAUUGGAUCAUGGGGAUUGGGUGAGAUUUUGGAAUGCCGUUAAUUUGCAAGAAGGAGGGAAAAGGGAGGAGAGUCAAGUGGAGUUUUUUUGGGCGGAGGAAUUUCCUAUUCGAACGGUGGAUUUAUUGAGGGUUGCGAUUGUUGAGGAGGGGGUUGUUGAUUUACUUUACCGAGCAUGCUGGUCCCAAAACCUAAAAAUCUCCUCCCAAGAAWUCCUCCUCCAAGUCCUAAAUUCCGCAGGCUACGACGCCAAAACCCUCCUUGAAAAAUCACAAACCCCAGAAAUCAAAGCAAAACUCCGCGCAAACACGCUCGAAGCCCAAAAAUUGGGGAUUUGUGGAGCACCGACUUAUCGAAUUUUACGCAAAACCUUGGGAAGUGAGGGUGAGGAGGAGGAGUGGAAGCAAGUGGGGGGAUUGGUAUGGGGACAAGAUGAGAUUUCUGUUGUGGAGGAUUUGAUUGCUGGGUGGGAUGGGGAGGGGCUUGCUAGGGUUUGGGGGGAGGAAGAGGAGGGGAGGGGGAGGAGAGGGGAGGGGAGUAGACUUUAG
Ramularia collo-cygni is the source of this 1545-nucleotide messenger RNA. RefSeq lists its product as uncharacterized. The record is from RefSeq and is a predicted model, not a curated record. Bases 1 to 1545 code for a protein of 514 amino acids. The transcript has 4 exons. Lineage: Eukaryota; Fungi; Ascomycota; Dothideomycetes; Mycosphaerellales; Mycosphaerellaceae. Gene Ontology annotation, molecular function: glutathione peroxidase activity; glutathione transferase activity. Gene Ontology annotation, cellular component: mitochondrion; peroxisome. Gene Ontology annotation, biological process: glutathione metabolic process.